Molecule: messenger RNA, 4273 nt
Organism: Labrus bergylta (ballan wrasse)
Lineage: Eukaryota; Metazoa; Chordata; Actinopteri; Labriformes; Labridae
Gene: exoc3l1
Product: exocyst complex component 3-like 1
Biological process (GO): exocyst localization; exocytosis
Cellular component (GO): exocyst
Molecular function (GO): SNARE binding
Source: RefSeq, a predicted model, not a curated record
CCUCUCAGCAGAGGAUGUGUCUGGGAGAGAGGGUGUGUGUGAGGGUGAAAGAGGAAAGCCGUCAGUAGAAUGGAUAUGUGCCCUGUCUCCUCCACCCUUUCUUCUCCUUCUUCUUCUUCUUCUCCUCCUCCACUGUGUCAUCUGUGUCUGUCUUCACCGCUCUGUGGCAGCAUUGCACCCUGGGUACCCUCAGUGCCAGCCCUCGGGGACAAGGAGACUCUGCAGCUGAAAACUGACCUUCAAUGUCAGCGGGGAAUCAGAAGAGUUUUGGGGACAAACCAGAAGACAGGGUGUCAGUGGUUGAGAUAUGGCCAGAAGUGGCAAGGGCGGAGUGUUUGGCCCGAGGUGCUGCCUUGAAGUGGGCUUCAGGGGUUUUCUGCCGACCUGAGCAUCUGGAGCGCCUGAGCCAGUACAGGAAGAGAGAGAGUCAGAGGACCACCUCCAUACACACCAGACUAAAGUCCAUGGUCCAGUCGUACCUGGAGGGGGUAGGUUGGGGUCUGGAGCAGCUCAGGGAGGCCAGGACGGAGCUUAAGGAGGUGUCACACACUUUAAAGAAAGCUGGACUGGAGUCCAAUGGAAACUCAGAGGGGGUGAAGUCUCUGGAGAGGCUGAGAGAAGUGUCCGUCAAUCACAGUCAGCUCCUCUCCGCCGUCAGCAACCUGCCACGACUUUACUCUGUGCGUAGCAUGGUGUUGGAGACAGAGCGUCUGGUGGAGUCCCGGCGACUCCUGGAAGCCCACGCCCGGCUGAUGGAUCUGGAGCGCUGGCAGGAUGACAUCCUCUGGCAGCUCCAUGGAGCCACAGGAAAUGGGCUCAGCACAGAAGACCAGGAGCUGGUGGACAAGUAUUUCUCUGGUGUCGGACAGCUGGUGGACGCUUUGGGUAAGGAGCUGUGGGCGGUGGUGAGCAGUAGUCUGGCUCUGGCUAGACAAAACCCCACUCCAUUUGUUUCAGCUGUGAGGAUAGUGGAGCGGGAGGAGACCCUGGACCGAGCUUUACUGGAGGAGCGAGGGGGAAACAGAGGCAACACGCGUCCCCUGCCCCGUGGGAGACCUCGCUGCUGGAGAGCAUGCUUCUUCCAGGUACUUGAGGAGGCGGUUUCUGCCCGCUUUCGCAGUGUUUCCUACCUGCACACUCGAGGUCCAGGUCUGGCAGGCCACCUUUCUGCCCUCCAGCACGGUAUCAUGGCUGACCUUACCACCGUACGCCACCUGCUGGAGCACUGCGUCCCCUCACACUAUCAGCUGACGGGAGCCUACCUGAGGGCCAGCCACCGCUGUUUACACGCUCACCUGGCACAGGUUAGCAGCUGGGACCUGGAGAGUGGAGAAAUCUUUGCUGUGCUUAACUGGGUGCUCCACAUCUUCACCAGUCCUGACAUGAUGGGUCAUCCUGAGCUGGUGGGUGUGAUGGAGAAAGAAGAACUGGGACCUCUGAUCUCUCCUGAAGGGCUGGAGCAGCUGCAGAACAAAUAUGUGCAGCGUGUUCGGAAGAGUGUAUCAGAGUGGAUGCACAAAGCGCUUCAGGUGGAGCUCCAGGACUGGCAGAGAGACCAGGAGCCCGAUACAGACCAUGAAGGUUUCUACCACACCAGCCUGCCCACUAUCAUCACACAGAUGUUGGAGGAGAACGCUCGGGUGGCUCUGAUGAUUGGCGAGUCCUUGCGAGAUCAGAUCAUACAGAUGGGACUGUACGAGAUGGAGAACCUUCUUAACAGGUUUCGAGAAGCACUGGUGGAAUUUGGGAAGGAGCAUCGCAGGGAUCCAAGCAACAGAAAAAGCAAGUUCUACCUCCACUACCUGCUGGCCUCCAUCAGCAACUGCAUCAUCCUCAAACAGUCCACAGAGAGCCUGCGGCAGCAGCAGUCGUCCCGCAUAGUGAGCCAGUUCUCUCGGACUCCUCCAAACCCUCUGGCAGCGCUUGACCGGGCGGUGAGACGAGCGUGUCGCCUGGUGAUGGAUCAGCUCCUGCUGGACCUUCAGCCUCUCCUCCCAGGCCUGCUGACCCGACCCUGGCUGGUCCAGGGAGAACCCGUCCCCAAACUCUGCCACGUCCUGGAGCGUCACCUAGAGCUGUACAGCCGUGUUCGACCUCCCUGCAGAGAGCGUCUGCAGGAGGAGGCCCAGUGGCUGAUGGUGGUGGAGUAUGUCAGGGCUCUGAUGCAGAAGAGGCUGGUGUGUCGGGGCGCAGACGAGAGGAAGCAGCUCGCUCAGCAGAUGGUUCAAGACGAGCAGCUGUUCAGAGAGAUGUUUCACGGCCUGGAUGGUGAAGGGUCAGUGCCUGAAGUGAAUCCUCUGGCCUUACUCCCCAUCCUGGCUGAUUUCAUCCGACUGAAAGACCCUGGAAUGCUAACCCUGGAAGUUACCGGACUUGCAGCCAAAUACCCUGACAUCGGUGAAGAGCAUGUUUCUGUGCUGAUGGACAUUCGAAGUGACGUUUCCAGGGACAUCAGAGGGUCUGUGCUGGACUUGUUGGAGCAGAGUGCCCCCCCUCUCCCUGCAGGGUACCGGCCCAUCUUCACUGACAUCCUGGUGCGCCCCUCGUCCCUGGUCUUCUGCCUGCCCACUGCCAAGUGUGCAUGAAACUGUGAAACCUGAAUUUGACUUUAAAAUCUGGUCUGAACGAUAAUCAAGCCGAGAGCUUGCAGCACAUCAUAACUCAACGAUCUGAAGGACCAGUAAGAAACACGAUGAGGAGUUUCAAGCUUUGUUUAAAGGAACCUUUGUGUGAUUAUGUUCACAUGCAUGUUGUUCAUCAAUGGACCAUCAUUUGUUACACACUGAGAUCUGCCUUGUGCCACCAUCACUGUGUUCUUGUGUUUCACCACAGAAGUCUCUUCAAGCUUUGUCUUGGCUGCAUCCUUAUUCUUUGGGGGAAAUGUGGAGGUUCAACAAAGUUUUCUGUGAGGAUAAAUUACUGUUUUUGACAAUGGAUUCUGGUGGCUUUGAAGAGUAUGAUGAAAUAUGAUUUUCUGGUAAAUAGAAGUACCUUGCUCUUUAACACCAAGGUCUAUCAUUAUGAAUUCAUUCUCUUGUGUUUCAGACACUAAACAAACUGCCAGCUGAAGCAAUCUCAUGGAUCAAUUACAAAAACAUUUUGUUCUUGUUAGUCGUUUAGAUCCCUUAUUAGAUUUUAAAUAAUAGGGCCCCAUUUAAAAACCGUGGCAUUCUUCUUUGAUGAUAUCUACGGAGCCCCUGAAGAAAUAAUAUCAUCUGCGCACAAGUUUUUUUUUACUUUUUGGGACCACAGGGGCUCCGUAGAUAUCUGUUGUGUGAGUAGGAAAGUCUGACAUUUUUUUACAGUUUACCUGGGAGUCAGGCUGGUGACUUUCUGGUGCAGGUCUAACUGUAGUAUCUGAUGUGUCUUUAACAAUCAGAAAUCCUGUAACAUGGCGUCAGUAAACUGCACUCAGUGCUCUAAGAGGACCCACUUGGUCAUUGCGUAAUGAUAACAAACGAUGUAACUCUAUAGGAUUUAUUUGCUGUUUACAGGUUACAGAUUUAAUUGAUAGUAUUUUCUACUGAACAAAAGCUUGAACACCUCCAAUAAAAUUCAUUUUACCAUCAUUGCAUUUUGGAGGCAGACAGAAAAACUCCACUCACAAAAUAAACAGUAUCCAAAUAUUCAAGGUUUACUCAACUUAAUGUAUUGAACGGCAACACCGCUUAUAUUUCCUGCUGAAAACAAACAUUUGUAGUUUACACUAGCAAAUGAAUUUGUGCAAAUGAUAUCAUGUUCAUUUCAUUCCAAGGAAGGAUUUGAAAUUAAGUCAAAAUAAAGGCUUCUUUGGAUAUAUUCUACGAAUUAAAUAGGACAAAUGGUCACCAUAUGAGAAACUUAUCUGAAUGGUUGUUUUUGCAGGAUGUAAGAAAUUAACAGAGAUACACUGUUUCAGUUACAACACGAGAGUAAUGAAAGAACAAUUGAUGUUCUGUCACAUCUGGACAUUAAAAUGAUCGUUGCUUUACUGCCAAGGCUCCUGGACUGGGAUCUAUCUACCUGAAGAACUUGGGCAGCAUAUUUAUAAAAUGACGUUUUUUUCUUUUAUUAACUUGUCUUUGUAUGUCUCAUCUCCCUUUGUUGUUGAUAUUGAGUAUUAUAUUUGGAAUCUUUAUGUAUAUUUAUUGUAUUUAUAUUAUUUUUCUUUAAUUUCCGUUAGAAUUGUGUUUUUUUCUGGUCUUCAGUCUGAGAAUAUUUUACAACAUCUGGUCCAAUAACGCACAUUGUAUACUGUGAGCAUAAAUGUCUAAAUAAAUGCUUUGUAAAAACA